AUGCAUCGCAGGCACACCACCCUGCGAGAGAAGGGGCGUCGUCAGGCCAUCCGAGGGCCCGCCUACAUGUUCAAUGAACGUGGCACCAGCCUUACUACAGAGGAGGAGCAUUUCCUUGACGCUGCGGAGUACGGCAACAUUCCCGUUGUCCGCAAAAUGUUGGACGAGUCGAAAACGCUCAAUUUCAACAGCGUUGACUACAUGGGCCAGAACGCAUUGCAGCUAGCCGUUGGCAACGAGCACCUGGAGGUCACUGAGCUACUCCUGAAGAAAGAGGGGAUGGCGCGCAUUGGUGACGCGCUCCUAUUGGCUAUCAGCAAAGGCUAUGUGCGAAUCGUGGAGGCCAUAUUGGCUCAUCCGGCAUUCGCAGGGAGUUUGAGGCUAACCUCGAGUCCGUUGGAGCAGGAAUUGAGGGAUGACGACUUCUACGCUUACGAUGAGGACGGACGCUUUUCACACGACGUAACGCCGGUGAUUCUUGCCGCACAGUGUCAGGAGUACGAAAUCGUACACAUUUUGCUGAUGAAGGGCGCCAGAAUCGAACAGCCACACGACUACUUUUGCAAGUGCUUCGAGUGUACAGAGAAACAAAGGCGCGACUCUUUCAGUCACUCUAGAUCACGGAUGAACGCAUACAAAGGGCUCGCUAGCGCCACCUACCUUGCGCUGUCCAGCGAAGAUCCCGUCUUGACAGCGCUAGAGCUCAGCAAUGAACUUGCACGACUUGCCAACAUAGAGACGGAGUUUAAGAAUGAAUACAGGAAGCUGUCUAUGCAGUGUAAGGACUUUGUGGUGGGUGUCCUGGAUCUCUGUCGGGAUACAGAGGAAGUGGAGGCCAUUCUGAAUGGUGACGUGGAUAAGAACCCCCCCGCAGACCAACAAAGACCCUGUCUGAGCCGGGUCAAACUUGCCAUCAAAUAUGAAGUCAAAAAGUUUGUCGCUCAUCCAAACUGCCAGCAGCAGCUGUUGACGAUCUGGUAUGAGAAUCUCUCCGGUCUCCGGCAGCAGUCCAUCGCCGUGAAGUGUUUGACGGUUCUGGGCGUAACUGUCGGCCUGCCCUUCCUCGCCAUUGCGUACUGGAUCGUGCCAUAUAGCAAGCUGGGUCAGAUAUUACGGAGUCCCUUCAUGAAGUUUGUAGCCCACGCCGUCUCUUUCACCAUUUUUCUGGGUCUGCUAAUUCUGAACGCAUCGGACCGCUUCGAGGGGGUUAAGAACCUCCCGAAUGAGACAAUAACAGACCACCCACGGCAAUUAUUCCGAGUCAAGACCACCCAGUUCUCCUGGACGGAGCUGCUCAUUAUGAAAUGGGUGCUUGGAAUGAUCUGGUCGGAGUGUAAGGAGAUCUGGUGUGACGGUCCACGUGAGUACGUCAUGCACUUGUGGAAUGUUCUAGAUUUCGGGAUGCUGUCUAUCUUUGUGGCCUCGUUCACGGCUCGGCUCAUGGCGUUUCUCAAAGCGUCUAAAGCUCAACUCUACGUGGACCUGCACGUCCCUAAUCUCGACAUCAGCAAUGCAACACUUCCUGCGGACAUCGCCUACUUCACAUAUGCGAGGAACAGGUGGAGACCAUCAGAUCCACAGAUCAUCUCAGAGGGUCUCUACGCCAUCGCGGUGGUCCUAAGCUUCUCCCGUAUCGCUUACGUCCUCCCCGCCAAUGAGAGCUUCGGCCCGCUACAGAUCUCACUCGGCCGCACGGUGAAGGACAUCUUCAAAUUCAUGGUCAUCUUCAUUAUGGUCUUUGUCGCCUUUAUGAUCGGCAUGUUCAACCUUUACUCAUAUUACCAGGGGGCCAAAUAUAACCCAGCAUUCACCACGGUUGAAGAGAGUUUCAAGACUCUGUUCUGGUCUAUAUUUGGUCUGUCUGAGGUGAUUUCUGUGGUUCUGAAAUAUGAUCAUAAGUUCAUUGAGAACAUCGGGUAUGUGCUGUACGGGGUUUAUAACGUCACUAUGGUGGUGGUUCUGCUCAACAUGCUCAUCGCCAUGAUCAACAGCUCCUACCAGGAAAUAGAGGAAGAUGCUGAUAUGGAAUGGAAGUUUGCACGUGCUAAACUCUGGUUGUCGUACUUCGAUGAGGGUCGGACUCUCCCGGCGCCCUUUAACCUGGUGCCCAGCCCGAAGUCCUUCUGCUACCUGAUCGUCCGGGUCAAGUCCAGCCUCGUACAACUCUGCAAAGGCAAAGCUCAUCGUCAUGACAACGAGCUGGAGAUGGGCACGCUGAACUCACGGCCAAAGCAUGAUCGUGAUCGAUCAAAUCUCAGGAGCAGAGAGCUGAAUACCACAAAGAAACCAAUCAAAAACCCAACACGCUAUCAGAAGAUAAUGAAGCGUUUGAUUAAGCGGUAUGUUUUGAAGGCUCAGGUCGACAGCGAGAACGAUGAAGUAAAUGAAGGCGAGCUGAAGGAGAUCAAACAGGACAUCUCAAGUCUGCGCUACGAGCUUCUCGAAGAGAAGUCUCAGGUGACAGGAGAACUCGCUGACCUCAUACAACAGCUCAGUGACAAGUUCGGCAGAAACACCAAAAAACAACCUUGAGACCAGGAUAGAGAGAACGAGAGAGAGAGAGAGAGAGAGAGAGGACAUAGUUUAGGUACAGUGCCCCCCAAAAUGUUUUUGGACACUUAAGUCUCACUUAUAAAUGUCUGAAUGUCAUUGCAUUAGAUAACAAAAUAUCAAAACAAGAGGCUAGGACACAUGUAUACACUUUAGGGGAAGUGAAUUCAUAUAUUCACUAAAAAUCACCAAGACUCCAGUUGAUAAAAAGAGAUUGAGCAAAACUGUCACCGUUUGUGAAGACAAAGGGGUUUUAUAAACAAAAGGGAACAAAUCCAAACAUAAACUACCCUGAAGAGGAGAACACAAUCCAAGCUGGAAGCCCGCUGAUGCUGGGCUGGGGCAGAGGAACAGGAUUCAGGACCGACUGGAACAGGGACACGAAACAAGACGAACUGGCACUCGACAGCACACACGAGGAGACUAAAAAAGGGAGAGAAAUCAAACCGGUUAACAAGAGGACCGGCGAGGCAAAUUAAUUAAUAAUGGGCAAACAAGGAGUCGGGGUAUGAUGCAAGACCGAGAGACACAAGGCAAAAACAGAAUUGGCACGAGUGCACAUCGCCAAGAUAAUAGGCAACAUGCGCCCAUGCCAACCGACGAGAGAAUGCACGGCAACAUUAACAAAGCAGGGGCUUGCAUUCUCACACGAGACACAACCCGAGCGUACAUCGCGAGGCAAAAACUAUGCGAUGCACGCCAAGGGCGGCAAAAAAGAGACAGGACACUGGUGCGAGAGUUCGGCCACAAAUAAACCUCAGACAGAAGUGACCAAACCUCAGCUCAACGUGAAGACAGAUCGCGACCCGGGCGUGCCGCCCAAAACGAGUGCAAUGCGCACCCACGGUCGCGAAGGACAGACUAUUGUCUCGAGUGCAUCCCGCCGAGAUGUCAUAAGCGCAAUCCACUCACGCCGAUAAGAGACAAGACGUGGAGCACGAAUGUCCGGACCCCGACAGCAAAACCGAAACGAACUGACAGGGAAGUCCGUGUCCAAACACUAUCCUCCGGACAUGAAAGACGAGACCGACCGAUGAGCGCACGGCAGGAAACCACAACACAAAACAAUGAUGUCAUGAUCCUGUCACACAAAAACCAAACCCACAGAGUGACACCACCGUGACAAACUGGCUCCGAAAAGUAUAGGUGAGUCUGAGAAAAGCCCCAGCAGCACUUGAGGCACGCAGAUGACACUUUAUCAAAUGCAACAACAUUCAGACAUUUUCAAUGUUAGUGAAAAUGGCAUGUUGCAGCGUUAGUGCAUAAAGGAAAGUAGUGCUGUUUAGAAAAUGCAUUUAAAAGCCACAUAAAACUCAGACUCACUGAACUACAUAAUUAUGAGUCGAAUAAAAGAGCUGUCCUGUUGUGAUGCAGAUCGGAGCUGGUUUGUUUGAUUCAAGGCUCACAACUCUAUUGAUGCAUUAUCUAAAAUCAACAUGCUAAUAGGCGCUUUUAUGAGAAUUCUCCUCACUAAACAUCUUCCAAAAGAAAGAGAGAUGAGACAAAAGAAAGAGGAGAGACAAAUGGAGACCAGACAAAGGGUGCAGGGUCACAGCUGGUAUGCAGACACUGUUUCAUCUCUCGUAAGAGUCAUUUCCUGUUCUGAGAGAUAACAUCUCACACGAGAGAGAGGAAUAUUAUUGGA
Messenger RNA from Xyrauchen texanus (razorback sucker), 4195 nucleotides. RefSeq names its product transient receptor potential cation channel, subfamily C, member 7b (gene trpc7b). The record is from RefSeq and is a predicted model, not a curated record. Gene Ontology annotation, biological process: manganese ion transport; regulation of cytosolic calcium ion concentration; calcium ion transmembrane transport. Gene Ontology annotation, molecular function: inositol 1,4,5 trisphosphate binding; protein binding; store-operated calcium channel activity. Gene Ontology annotation, cellular component: cation channel complex; membrane. Lineage: Eukaryota; Metazoa; Chordata; Actinopteri; Cypriniformes; Catostomidae.